UUUUAAUACAACGUAUAAAAAUAUUUGUUUUAAAAUCGCAUGCAAUUCGUUUUAGUUGUCUGAUCGCGAAUAAGACACUUGCGGCCAGUGUAAAGGUUUUACAGUAACUGACGACUGACGACUGUAUACAUGGUAAUAGUUCGCGUGUGGUGUAUACGCGUCAAUAAUAAUAAUAGUAACAAAAAUAAUAUGAAUUAAAAUAUUUGAAUAGCAAAUUCAAUGUCGAGCAGUUAUUCCUCGUUAUCAGAUAACCUAACCGCCGCCGCCCCCGCCGCUGUCGCGUCGUUGUUGACCAUACAGAUGUGUGGUAUGAUAUCGCCACCAGUGUCAUUGUUAACACAUCUUGCACGACGCGCAUAUUUCGUGUGUAAUUUAUAUGUAUAUAUAUAUAACAUAUACUCCUCGUAUAAUAUAGCCCGAAACAUAGCGCUGGUUUUUCUUAGCGGUCGAUUAGUUAUUGAAUCGAAAUGCCAACGGUCCCGACGUAUACAGAUCAGACGGCCUACAGAGUUUAAACACGUUCGACGUUCUUGCGUAUAUUCAUAGUCUUGUCUACAUUUUAUUAUUAUUAUUUUAAAACGUUGUUUGUAUUACAUUCUCGAAAAUGUUUAACUGUACGACCUGUGGAAAAGUGUACGCUCAUAAGUGUGGUUUGAACAGACAUGUCAAAACUCACGAUGGAUCGGUGAUUUCAUGUGGAAUAUGCCUCAAGAUAUUCACCCGCCGAGACAAACUCAGCAUCCACGUACAAAAUUGUCAUAAGAUCGUUAAAAACACUCCCGAAUUUCACAGCGCUGUACGAGUAGGUGGUUCAAUGGGUCGCGCAUCAGUCAUAAACUGGGCACCCCCCGCUACUACCCCGUACGUUCCACCAGAUGUUUCGACUCCGACGGACAUCUCGACUAGCCGCCGCUGUGCGGACACAUCUAUUCCCCCGCCUCAAGCCUCAUCUUCAUCGUCCUCCCGCACACCGGUUAUCGUUUCCCCACCACCCGCACAGGCUAUUAUCGGCGGAAUAAUCGCAAGAUCCCCCGCGACCACCGCACUACCACUUUCACUUUCACCACCGUCCGUCGAGGAAGGCGAGUCUCAUACGGAAAAUACAAGUAAAAACAUCAAACGUAAAAAGGCGCGUAUGCAAAAGGUUAAUACGCCGGGCUUUAUCGAGAUCGAGUCAUCGCAUAAACGGGCGAUCGUAUGGUAUUUUAGGAAGAACGUUGAUAACGUAGCCAGUUAUCGUGCGUUCCUCAAUUCGAUAGAGUCCGAAUUAAUCGCAAAAUUACGCGAGUGCGUGCGUAUUAACCCUAUUAAAUAUAACCUGAAAUUAGAGGCCACAUACGUCGUACCAAAUUUACCCAAUUCAGCUCAAAAUCGCGCGUUUAAAACUUCGGCCCGUGAAUUAUACGGGCACAGUAAUGUCGAACAUUUGGUCGAUCGCGAUUUCGCAGCGCUCCAGGCCGAAGAGGAUUGUUACGCCGGAAAGUAUAGUGGAUUUUCCUUAUCGUGUAUCGACGGACUGCUCUUGGGUGUGUACGAGUACACGCCUAUGGGGGGAUCGUCGUACUUACCGUUGCCGGAAAGUAUUUUGAAUAGGAAGGGCGUUGUCAACCCACAAAAUAUUGACCAGCAAUGUUUCAAGUGGGCGAUCCUCGCCAAACAUGUAUUUAACGAUCGCACAAGAGUAGGUACGAAUUAUUCGAGGGAAGAACACCGAUACGACUUUUCUGCACUAUCAACCCCCACUCCGGUGUCCGAGAUAAAGGUAUUUGAAAAGUCGAAUCCCGGGACGUCCGUUAAUGUAUACGGCGUAAGAAAAUGCGUAAAAAAUAAAAAUAAUAAAAAGUCGUCCACACAAUCUGUCGCGUACCCUCUGCGAAUCGUGGAUGAAGAAAAGGAGAAUCAUUUUGACCUGCUACUGAUUACCGGGAAGGAUAAUAAGAAUCAUUACGCGAUCAUUUAUAAUUUUUCACGCCUAGCCAGUUCGCAAAAAAAUAAUCACCAACAUCGAUUAUUUUACUGCAAACGGUGCUUUGCCAGUUUUGAGGACCGCCCAUUAAAAUAUAAAUUACACGGAGAGAGGGCACUGGCCAACCACCGUUUACUGUGCGGCUCACACAAACCGGUUGUUCCUCUUAUGCCGAAAGAAGGAGACACGCUCAAAUUCAAGGCGUGGUGUAAGACGGGUCGCCGUUUGUGGUAUACGCUGACUUUGAAGCCCUACUACUGA
Molecule: messenger RNA, 2227 nt
Organism: Aphis gossypii (cotton aphid)
Lineage: Eukaryota; Metazoa; Arthropoda; Insecta; Hemiptera; Aphididae
Exons: 3
Coding region: 605-2227 (540 amino acids)
Source: RefSeq, a predicted model, not a curated record